AAAACAAGAUAAACCCCUCUCUAACGCACAUCUGGACUGAUUUCAUUAUUUAAUUUCAACAUUUUGUGUUUUUUUUAGCUCGUUUCAGAGCCGCGUUUUCUUCACCCAGGGGGAGGGGAAUGUUGACGGUGUAACACCAGAACAGAAGCAAGAGAGCCCUUUUAGCUAACUAUUUGCUUAAAAACAAAUUGAAAUAAAUCGUUUUAAAAUAAUUUAGUUUAAUUUCCAAUGAGCGGCAGAGAGCACAGUCAUGAUAGCAUCAAACGGAGAGUGGCAUAUGUCUACAGCUUGGAGUACAUCGAGACUUGUGACACUUUAUCCAAAGUCCCAAACAGGGCGAGUAUGGUCCACUCCCUGAUAGAAGCUUAUGGACUGCUUCAACACAUGAGCGUUGUGAAACCUCGGGCAGCCACCAUGGAGGAGAUGGCCAUGUUCCACACAGACUCCUACCUGGAGCAUCUGCACAAGAUCAGCCAGGACGGGGACAACGAUGACCCUCAGUCAGCCGACUACGGCUUGGGCUAUGAUUGUCCCGUGGUGGAGGGCAUAUUUGACUAUGCGGCAGCCAUAGGGGGCGCUACGCUGACAGCAGCCGAAUGUCUGCUGGAGCAAAAGUGUGAAGUGGCAAUUAACUGGGCAGGAGGCUGGCACCAUGCUAAAAAGGAUGAAGCUUCAGGGUUCUGCUACGUGAACGACGCUGUGCUGGGAAUCCUGAAGCUGAGGGAGAAAUAUGAGCGAGUGCUGUAUGUGGACGUUGACCUGCAUCAUGGAGACGGUGUGGAAGAGGCCUUCAGCUUCACGUCGAAGGUUAUGACGGUUUCUCUCCACAAGUUUUCUCCUGGAUUCUUUCCUGGCACUGGUGACCUCUGUGACACUGGGCUAGGAAAAGGCCGCUGGUAUGCUGUGAACGUCCCACUGGAGGACGGCAUCCAGGACGACAGAUACUUCCAGGUUUUUACCAGCGUAAUGCAGGAGGUGAAGUCGCAGUUCAACCCAGAGGCCGUACUGAUGCAGCUGGGCGCCGACACCAUGGCGGGCGAUCCCAUGUGCUCCUUCAACAUGACCCCGGUAGGGGUGGCUAAAUGUCUGCAGCAUGUCCUGCAGUGGCAGCUACCUACUCUGCUCCUUGGAGGAGGAGGUUACAACCUGGCUAACACUGCCCGCUGUUGGACGUUCCUGACCGCAGCGGUCCUGGGAAAGACGCUGUCCUCUGAAAUACCCGAUCACGAGUUUUUUACAGAGUACGGACCAGACUACUCUCUGGAGAUCAGUCCGAGCUGCAGACCAGACCGCAACGACAGCAAACACCUGGAGCGGGUCAUCAGCACCAUCAAAGGGAAUUUAAAGAAUGUGGUUUAGGACCUGGCAACCUCAGCCUUCUACACAUACACACACCAUCUUUCCGAACCAGGUCUAUGCUCGGCAGCUCUAAUGAAGACAAUAUGGAGCGGACCCCUCCAGCCCCGAGGCAUGGAUUGAGUGAACAAGGGAGCAGAGAAGAGAACAAGACAGUUUUGGAAAACAUUAGUUGACUGUUACCAGGGGAGAACAUUUUAAUAAGGGAUAGGGGUUGAUGUGGUCUCUAUACAAUGUUCACUGUUUUCAAUUCCUUGUGUUUAAAAAAAAAAAAAAAGUAAAAAAAAAAAAUGUAUGUGGGUUUUUGUAAAUGAGAGUUUAUGGUAUGUUCUUUGCAGUUUGGUAAAACUGGAGGACAGCGGUGCACCCUGAGCUUUCGGCAUCAAGGGAGGCAUCAGUCGGACAUUAAAUGGAAAAACUGAUUUUUCAGGGCUCCGGUUUCAUGGUCUCCCCCCCGGUCCCACUGUGUGACUUUAGCCUCUUGUGGACAGAUGAGCACUAAAACAGACAAAACAUUCAAGUUCCUCUAAGGCCCUGUAAAACCUUUGUUUCUAAAUGGGUCUGUAAAACGUGGUGGAAUGUCUAGAGAGACUUCUAGUCCACAAAUUGGGAGUCCAGAAAAGUUUGGAAAAUCAACUGUAGCACUUGCCUUCAGCUGCUGGCAGACACCAGAAACAUUUUGGACUGCUGAGAUUUUAAAUGAAGAAGUGAAAGAUAAAAGUAAAGUAUUUUUUUAAGAUUAACUGACAAGAUUACAUUGUCUUUGGAAAAAAAGCAACCUCGAGCUCCAGCAUCCAUACUGUAUUAUUGGCGUAACAUUUCACAUUCACUACUCCAUGCGUCUAACAUACCAAAACUGUGAAACUACAUGUUCACUGAACAUUUAUAGUGGAGGUUGGAUAGCUUUAGUUGUUUCCUUUUACUCAGUAGUUACAUUUAAACCAACAGUGUGAGGUGUUCUGUGGUUUCUUGUAUUGGAACAUUGGCAAUGCAAACCUCAUCGCCCCCCCACCAGUUUUAGACCUGGCCAUUUUCCCUCUGCCGCCAGUCAAUGUCAUCAGGGAGAACCUUUCAUUUGGAAGAGUCUUUUCUGAGUCUAUAAAACUCUUAAUCGUCAAAACAUCCACAUGGAAACACCCCUUACCCCACCUCCCCACCGUGGGCGGGGGUAUCAAACAAGUAUCAAGGUAUACCAAGCUUUGAAAUAGUUACGCAUUCAUAACCACUAAGAUUUUCUGCCAUACUGCUUUUUAAGUAUAGAGUUCAUUUAAAGACAUGUUUAAAGACAGCAUUUAAAGAGACCACAGCAAAACGAGUUGCUCUCAGAGGCCUAUUAAAACAGGGGUAAAAGAGGAGCCUGUGAAGCUACAUCGAGGAAUUCAAACCAAAACAUGGCAGUUCCACUUUAUAUAGAUCACAACUGAAUGAUUUAAGGGUGAAACGGAAGGAUUUAAAAGCAUGAUACGUGGCCUUCAAACAGCAGGGGGACAAAAACAUAAAAUAUUCUGCGCAUUCAGCACUUAAAACUACUACUAAACUCUCCUCUUUUUAAAGUCUGAGGCCGUGGCAACACACAUUUUGAAAAGGGAAAAUUUUCUAGUAUGUUUACACAUCUGCUUCACAUGCAGAGUUUUUAAUCACAAGAGCAUUUAUUUUACACUUUAUGAAGUAGGACAUUUUUAGCCAUACCAGGAUCUUUUUCUUUUGGAUUUUAAUGCUGUUAUUAUCAAUAUUAUGGUCACCUGCUGGUGUGGCAAAUCAGUGUGUUUCCUAGACAGUGAUGCUAAUUUUUUAUUUUUGUUUUUCCAAAGUGGAGGAAAAAAGAUCUGCUUGAAAAAUAUAUUUAGAGAAGAGUAUUUGGAACCUGAAUGUAAUAAGAGCGUUAAUCCCAACACCCACUUUAGGAUUCUGCUGCAGUAGCAAAGUCUGGCAUCUCCAUCGCUCAGCACGAGUGAUAUGGCAGAAUAUGGUGAGGUGGUUAUAAUAAAGUUGGUUUCUCAGUACUUUAAGUGUUGCUAGAGUCUUCACCUCACUGGAUUUUUUAAAUCACACAGUGUGUGCUGGGUUUUAAGGAAUAUUUUCAGAGCUUACUUCUAUCCUGCUUACAAAAACAUGAGGUAGCGAGUGACAAAACAUUAUCAAUAGCCUUUCUUUGCCAACCUGAUGGGGGUCAUAAUGUUAUGGUUUAUUUCUUCAUUCUUGUGUUCAGGCUUCUUCCAAAAACUCAAUGUUUGGUCUUCCAAAACAAAUGUUUGUAAUUUAUUUGACUUGUUCUUUUUUCAGGAUGGAAUGAUAAUAAAAUACAGCUCUUCAAAGAAUAUUAAAAGCAAAA
Girardinichthys multiradiatus is the source of this 3688-nucleotide messenger RNA. RefSeq names its product histone deacetylase 8 (gene hdac8). Bases 229 to 1359 code for a protein of 376 amino acids. The transcript has 11 exons. Gene Ontology annotation, molecular function: histone deacetylase activity. The record is from RefSeq and is a predicted model, not a curated record. NCBI's taxonomy places the organism in Eukaryota, Metazoa, Chordata, Actinopteri, Cyprinodontiformes, Goodeidae.